Molecule: messenger RNA, 1376 nt
Organism: Pogoniulus pusillus (Red-fronted tinkerbird)
Lineage: Eukaryota; Metazoa; Chordata; Aves; Piciformes; Lybiidae
Gene: TUSC1
Product: tumor suppressor candidate 1
Exons: 1
Coding region: 63-653 (196 amino acids)
Source: RefSeq, a predicted model, not a curated record
CUCCCUUCUCUCACGGCGGCGGCGGCGGCGGGGCGCGCAGGCGGGCUGCGGGAACGGCACGGAUGAGGCGCAUGCGCGUUCUGGACGGGCGCUGGGUCUGUAGCGGCUCGGCGCGGAGAGGCCGGGGGGGGGUCGCCACCGCCGGUAGCGGCUGCCGCGGCGGGGUGGAGGAGUUCGCCGGGCUGCCCAGCGGCCAAGAGGGCUGGCGGGGCCAGUCGCGGGGCUCGCUGCAGCAGCUAGCGGAGCGGUACGCGGACUUGGCGGCCAGCCACAGCGAGGCGCUGCGGCAGCGGGAAGAGCGGGAGUGGCACAACGCGCGACUGCGCCAAGAGAACGCGCGGCUGCGACUAGAGAACCGCCGCCUGCGCCGCGAGAACCGCAGCCUCUUCCGCCAGGCCUUGCUGGGUCCUGGCCCCGACGGGCCGACCGCCUCGGACUCAGCUGAGGCGGAGGCCUUGCGCGCUCAGCUGGGCCAGCUGCAAGAAAAACACCGCCGGGCCUUACAGCACCUGCGGCGCUGCCGGGCCGGCGGUGGGCCGGAGUCCUCGGAGCUGGACGACGGGGAGUUGGACGAGCUGCUAGAGGAGGACAAGCAGCUGCUCUCUGCCCCCGAGCAGGCACUGGAGAAGAGAAGCCUAGUGCCACCCGUAUAGCUGGUUCCGGGAGAAGACGUGCCGCGUGGAUUGCUGGGAGGGGGGGGUUGUGCCGCAGGCAUGUCUUGUGUGCCUGCCCUCGCCGCCGCUCCGUCUCGGGGCGUAGUAGCUGUUCCCCUCCUUAUGCUGUCUCUGCUCAAGCGGAGAGCAGCUGUAGACCUUUUCAGUUGAAAGAGCUUCGCACAAAAGAGAGAGGAGGAUUUGCUUAGGUUUUUCAGUAGCAUUCCUCGAUUUAUGACCGGGAAGCACUGAACACGGUCACUGAGAAGCAGCUUCAGCGAAAAGUCUGAGGCUUGGUAGAGGCCAGUGUGUUAGUCGAGGAAUGCCUCAGCAGCAGUUGACAUACGAAAAAGAACCACGGUGAAAAGAGCAUUUGGUCUAAUGUCACCUUAUAGCGUUGAAUUGUCCUUCCUUAAGGGACUGUGAGUCACCUUUUUUGUCUUGAGUUAGCGACUGCUGUGUAUCCCCUGAGUAGCCAUGGUGGCUUUCAAAAGAUGGCUAUGUUAACUUCUUGGUAGUUUAUGUAUGUCUGUUAGAAAGGGGAAUAUGGAGGAAGCUUGCAAGCUCCAGUAAAAGUAAUUGUUUGAACUUCUCUGAAUUGCUUGGACGUUUACUGCGAAGAAGUAUUUUUAAUGACGGACUUUAACUAUUACAUAACUCUGGCUUUGAGUUUCACACUUUUGACAUAAAAAUGUGUCUGAUAAAUAAAACCAGCACACCAAA